Messenger RNA from Colletotrichum karsti, 1629 nucleotides. RefSeq lists its product as uncharacterized. The transcript has a single exon. Bases 1 to 1629 code for a protein of 542 amino acids. Lineage: Eukaryota; Fungi; Ascomycota; Sordariomycetes; Glomerellales; Glomerellaceae. The record is from RefSeq and is a predicted model, not a curated record.
AUGAUCGGUCGUACGCUGCACGAAUAUGUUUUCAUUCGCAUAUGCAUAGCCCUGCUGCAAUGGCCGAUCGUCCCGUACGCACUUGUCCUCGCCGCGUGCGUACUUGGUGCCAAGGUUACCUCCCCGGACCCUCGCUGGUCGGUAGCCUCAUUCGUUGUCGUCGGGCUCAUGGCUGUUGAGCUGGCAUAUGCCUUGUUCAUUUGGAUACCAUACAGGAGUCGUCUGGGGGAGGCCGCGAAGCACCCGGCACCGUCCUCGCCGGCUGCCCGCCGGGCCCUCUUCGACCGAUGCAUGACGACCGUCCCCAAUCCCGAGUUCUACCUCCGAGGGUGGUUUUUAGGGGCAGAACUGGGUGACAUUCGUCGUGAUAAUGUUCGCGAGUUCAUUCUUUGGGCCUUCUUUGACCAGGAGGCUUCCGACGGCAACAGCGAGGUCGACGAGGAGGUGGAUCAAUACAUCACUCAUAUUGAGCAACUACUGGGCGAGUCCUUUCAGCCGGGUCGCGGUCCUGCCCAGAGUCUCCGGCUCACAUUCGACGAAAUCGAGACUAAAUAUCGAAGCAUUUGGUGGUACGCCAUCAUCGGCCUCAUCGACGGCCUCACACACAUUCUUCUUGUCUUCAACGGCUUCAAAUACUACGCCCAGCCCAGGAAUGAGACCUUCGCCGUCUUCCCGCCACGAUUUCAACAGUUGUUUGCACGUCGCCGCUCACCGGUGGGACUCAGCUACUGGCACCUUCCACACGAGAAUUCCGAACGUCUGCCCGUAGUCUUCAUUCACGGCAUCGGUAUCGGUCUUUGGGUGUACAUCCGCUUCCUUGCCGAGAUUAACGCCGCCAGACGCAAGGGAGAGGGCCGUGUUGGAGUUAUAGCCCUCGAGAUCCUGCCCAUCUCAUUCCGACUGACGAAACCACCUUUGGACAGAGAUGCCUUCCUCCAGCAAUUUACAGAGAUCCUCGACCGCCAUUCGUGGAACAAGUUUGUGCUCGUGUCCCACUCGUACGGUUCCGUCUUGACAUCCCACAUUGUGCGGUGCCCGGAGUUGCAGGCAAGGAUACCGCGAGCGGUGCUCAUCGACCCUGUGAGCAUAUUACUCCAUCUCCCUGAUGUGGCCUUCAACUUCACGCGGCGCCAGCCAAAGCGCGCCAAUGAAUGGCAGCUGUGGUACUUUGCGAGUACAGAUCCGGGAGUCGCACACUGCCUCGGUAGAUGCUUCUUCUGGAGGGAGAAUGCCAUCUGGGCCGAGGAGCUGGUCGGGCGCCAUGCAAGAUCGGAACACGCGAACAACACGUGCCAGCUGACAGCUGAUGAGCAAACUGGGACCAGGCAGGUGACCGUCUGCCUGUCGGGGCAGGAUCUGAUUGUUGACAGCCACGCUGUCGCAAGGUAUUUGGCCGAGAAUGAGCACAAAACCAACCCCGCAGGAGCGCAGGACGAGCAGACGGGCGUUGGCCGGCAGGGUCGGCGUAACGUUGCCGGAAUCCCUGAUUCGGGGAACGAGCAUCGCCGCUCAGUUGGAUCCGGCAUCGACGUGUUGUGGUUCCCUCGCAGAGACCAUGCACAAGUGUUUGACUCCAAAUGCGACAGAGGUCGCAUCGUGGAUGUUGUACGGAAAUACUGCAAAACAUGA